AUGAAGUCAGCCGUUUCAUUUUUAGCGGCCUCGCUCGUCUCCGCCGGUAGAGCUCCGACCUCGGACGGGUUAAGGGAACUGGACAUCAUCUCCGAGCGCAUCGACCGAGCCAUCAGCUUCGGGGUCGAGCCCUUCCACCCGGAAUACGCGCACUUCGACGCGAAGAAGCAACGGCUGGACAACCUCUUCCGGCGGCUGAAAGGACGAGCUAGACGAAUCGACGGAGUCUGCUGGCCCGAGACACUUUUCGACGAAGAGGAAGAAGUCGAAGAAAGAUCUGUGGAUGUGUGCACUGUUCUACCCAGAUUGGUGAAAAGAGUCAAGCCACGUGGUUGCAAAUUUAAAAAGAGAUACCCUUAA
Oikopleura dioica is the source of this 360-nucleotide messenger RNA. NCBI's taxonomy places the organism in Eukaryota, Metazoa, Chordata, Appendicularia, Copelata, Oikopleuridae. The record is from the annotation of a GenBank genome assembly.